This is a messenger RNA of Branchiostoma belcheri (Belcher's lancelet), 3180 nucleotides long. Its product is annotated as CWF19-like protein 2. The record is from RefSeq and is a predicted model, not a curated record. Gene Ontology annotation, biological process: mRNA splicing, via spliceosome. Lineage: Eukaryota; Metazoa; Chordata; Leptocardii; Amphioxiformes; Branchiostomatidae. The transcript is spliced from 17 exons. Gene Ontology annotation, cellular component: post-mRNA release spliceosomal complex. Bases 63 to 2876 code for a protein of 937 amino acids.
GAUACAUAUUUUUGCAUAUAAAAAAUUCUGACGUCAGAAAGUGGGAUGUUCCAUAUUUCGCGAUGGCGGAACAUGGAGGUUUGGUGAACUUCAAGAGUUCUCGAGUUUACGAGACGGAAAAGGCGGUCAAAAGGCAGGCUAGAGAGCAGCUACUGGUCAAGGCAAAAGAGAAGCAUGAGAAAGAAGAGAGGAGGAAGGAGAGAAAGCGGAGGACAGGGGAAGAUGUCUGGAUGCUGCCGGCUGUCAACAAACGAUUGGCUACAGAGGAGGAGAGCCUGAAGCCCAAGAAACACAAGAAAGAGAAAAAGAAGCACAAAAAACACAAGAAACAGAAGAAAAGGAAGAGGAAUGACUCGAGCAGUGGCUCUGAGGCAUCUGAUGGAGAAGUUCAGUGGGUGGAAAGUUCUGCUGACAGGACAGUUGUAGCACCCCCAGUACCAGUACCAGUACCAGUACCGGGGCAGGCAGAGACACAGACAACUGCAGUGGAGGAACCAACCAGGAGAGAUGAUUGGAUGAUGGCAUCCUUUGACCUGGUUCCCACAGUAUCACAAAAGGAUCUGAAGCAGCAGAGGAAGGAGGAGAGGGAGAAAGAGAAAGAGAAGAACAAGUCCCUGUCAUGUGUAGAUGCGCCUGGACAGCAUGCAAAAGAACUGAACCCCUACUGGAAAGAUGGAGGAACUGGUCUGCCAGAGGAGGCACCAAGCAACAAGGAUGGUCCCAAACGCACAGUGAGUGUGUUUGAUGGAGGUGCAGACUGGCUGAGGAGGCAGUACAGGAGAGCCAAGGAACAGGCAGAGGAGGAAGGCAGGCCAUUUGAAGACAUUGUAGAGCAAAGAUGGGGGUCCCUGGAGAAGUUCCAGCAGAUGUUGGCAGUGGCAGAAGAGAAGGAAAGAGAACAGAGGUCAUCUCAAGGUGGUGAGAGGGACAGAGGUCAGGGGUCAGACUGGGAGAGAUGGAGAAAACCUGCAUCAGCAGACAGGGGAAGUCAUGGAGACAAGCACAGGUAUGAUAGACGUGAGAAGGAAAGAUCACAUGAGAGAGAUGGGGAAAGAAGAAAGUCACCAGAAGAAGACAGAAGAACACACUCUCACAAAGACUACAGCAGGGACCGGGAUAACUAUACAAGAAGGGAACACAGUAGAAAAGAUGGUGAACCAAGUAGAAGUAAAGAAGACAGAGGUAGCAGGGACAAUAGAAAACAUGACAGAGACUCAUACAGAGAGAGACCCUCAAGCAAGUACAGUAGUUCAAAGUUCUCUGGGCUGUUUAAGAAACCAGCAGAAGAUCAAAAGGACACAUCUUCACUUUCCACCUGGUCUAAGAGAGCAUCACCUGAGAGAAAGGACAGGGACGAAAGAAUACCUGGCUGGAAAAAGAAAGCAUUUAAGAAACCUGGCGAGGAUACUGUCACUUGUACAGAGUCCAUUCAAGCUUCAGCUACUGACAGGUCAACUACAAAUUCCCAAAGCAUGCCAAGAGCUAGUAGUAGUAGUACAACUAGUAGUGGUAGUAGUAGUAGUGCCCCCUCCUGGAAGAAGAAGGAACUGCAGCAGCCUGAGAACCCUAGAGACUCAGAGUCCAGUUCAAGUGACAGUUCAUCUGAAGAUGAGGACAGGUCUCCGUCCCCCCCAGUGAGGAUCCUAUCAGAAGAAGAGAUGAACAGUUUGGGGGCCAAACUGGUGAAGGCUGAAUUGAUGGGAAAUGAGGAACUGGCAGCCAAGAUUAAAAUGCAGCUAGAACAGGCCAGGAAGGCAAAGGAAGCUCAACCUAAGAUGCCAGUCAGACAAGACGGCAGGCCCAGUGUUAGGAGAGGUGAGGAGGAGGUCAUCCUGACAAGAACAGAUAACACUGGUCGUAGCUGGCCUCUACCGGAGGUACAGGACUCAUCAGGCAAGGGCAGGAGGAGGAAGACUAAGAAGAUUGAGACUCAUGACAAGUCAGGCACACGGCAGCGGUACUUUGAGGAUGAUGACCAGCAUGACCUGACGUCCAUGGCCCAGCAGGAGCGCAGGACCACAGCCGCUGAUCAGAACGCCAUGUACGCCAGGAUGGCUGCCAAGUUUUCCAACAAGCCAGACUUCACGUUGGAUGACAUGUUUGAGUCGUCCGUGGCCAACAAGGGUACGGCGAAGAAGGCGGAGGAACGGGAGCGUCAGGUGGCCAUGGCAGAGCACCGUCGCCAGGCCACCAGGCUGGACAAGUGUCGCUUCUGCUUCGAGAACCCGGAAGUCCCCAAGCACCUCAUCAUCGCUAUUGGAAAGAAGGUGUACCUGACACUGCCGAGUCUGAAGUCGCUGACAGAGGGCCACUGCCUGCUGGUGCCCAUGCAGCACGUCAACUCUGGUACUACCAUGGAUGAGGAUGUGUGGGCUGAAAUACAGGCCUUCCGUCGAUGCCUGGUGCAGAUGUUCCAGGCUGACGAUGACCAGGACUGUGUGUUCAUGGAGACGGCCAUGAGACUGAACCAGUUCCGCCACACCGCCAUCGAGUGUGUUCCCCUGCCGCGCGAGCUGGGAGACAUGGCACCCAUCUACUUCAAGAAAGCCAUCAUGGAGGCAGAUGUAGAGUGGGCCCAGAAUAAACGGCUGAUCGACCUGAAAGGACGAGAUGUCAGGAAAGCAGUACCGAAGGGUUUGCCCUACUUCAGUGUGGACUUCGGAAUGCAGAGUGGUUUUGCCCAUGUGAUUGAGGAUGAGCAAAUCUUCCCUCACUACUUCGGCAGGGAAAUCUUGGGUGGGAUGCUGGACCUGGAACCUCGAUUCUUCCGCAAACCCCCCAAGGAGAGCUUUGAGGACCAGCGCAAAAAAGUCCUGAAGUUUGCAGAGCAGUGGAAACCAUUCGACUGGACCAAAAAUAUUGGCAAGGAAGUUUAGCUCCAUUGAUUAAGAUGAUCUCUCAAGAAAUUAAGAGUAAAAUACAAGUCAUAGACAGAAGGAAAUAUGUAACCAAAGCAGUAACGUUACAUUUUUAAAUUAACCACCGAGGACAGCCUAGAGCACCAAAUAAAGAUUGCAGUGUCGUUGGUCUGUGACUUCGCAUUUGGAUGUCCUUUUGUGUGAAUGUGUUUGCUAACUUUUUAGCCACAAGUACAAAUGUAUUGGAUAUAGCUGUAAGAAUAACUUCCAAAAAAUACAUUUACAGAUAUUUCAACAUUUAGCACAGUACUAGUAAUUUUAA